AUGGUUGCAGUGGUGUCUCUCGUGUUCACAUUAAAUACGAUAAUGAUUGUAUGGUAUGAUUUUGGCGGAGACAAAUUCUUUGAGGAAAUGUACUGCCCUUCAGAUGAUACGUUGGUAAGCUCAAUCGUACAUGUUUUCCCGUGGAUAGAUUUUUGUUUGGGAUUCGCUUUGCCUUUCAUAGUGAUCGCAAUCUGCUCAACGAUUAUUAUUACCAAGCUGAGACCAUCUGUUUCUGCACAAAAGAAAGAGAACGACAAGGUGUCCACAGUGACGAGGACUCUACUCUCGGCAAGUGCAUGUUUUCUGAUCCUUUUGGCCCCCAGCAGAAUCUACAACAUUAUGUAUCCAAUACCAUUAGUAGAUGAGGUGGGUUUUCUGACGUUCCACGUUUUCUCUGUGGUGUCCCAGAUGAACGCAGCGGCAAACUUCUUUCUGUACUUUCUGAACGCCCCUAUCUUCAGGGCAGAUGUAAAAGGUCUACUGUGCUGUGAUACACGCUCGGACAAUAGUAGGUCUGGAUCGGCACUGUAA
This is a messenger RNA of Ruditapes philippinarum (Manila clam), 531 nucleotides long. RefSeq lists its product as uncharacterized. Gene Ontology annotation, cellular component: membrane. The transcript has a single exon. NCBI's taxonomy places the organism in Eukaryota, Metazoa, Mollusca, Bivalvia, Venerida, Veneridae. The coding region runs from base 1 to 531 and encodes 176 amino acids. Gene Ontology annotation, molecular function: G protein-coupled receptor activity. The record is from RefSeq and is a predicted model, not a curated record. Gene Ontology annotation, biological process: G protein-coupled receptor signaling pathway.